Messenger RNA from Anopheles maculipalpis, 456 nucleotides. RefSeq lists its product as uncharacterized. The record is from RefSeq and is a predicted model, not a curated record. Lineage: Eukaryota; Metazoa; Arthropoda; Insecta; Diptera; Culicidae. Gene Ontology annotation, cellular component: nucleoplasm; cytoplasm; kinetochore. Bases 1 to 456 code for a protein of 151 amino acids. The transcript is spliced from 3 exons. Gene Ontology annotation, biological process: mitotic spindle assembly checkpoint signaling.
AUGGCUGAACCCCCAGUUUUUUUCAUCACGGUAAAAGGUUCAGCCUCAAACAUACGCGAGUACAUGAAGUACAGCAUCCAUUCGAUCUUGUUUCUACGGGGCGUACAUCCGGGCAGCGACUUCGUAACGGAGAUUUACAACGGGGUACCAUUUAUGGUUUCACGCAAUGCAGGCAAUCAUUUCAUCGACGAGGAUCUAAGCUACAUCCAAGAUGCAAUAAUGGAUCCUUUCCAUCACGCAUCACGUAACAUCACGUAUGUGUUUAGCCUCGAAACGAUGGCGAGGGAUGCAGAAUUAGAGCGGUGGGAAUUCCAAAUUAUGCCCCAGUUCGAUGACAAUGCCGGUGAGGGCAAAGAGAAUCCAUCCACUUCCACAAUAUCGGAAGAUCAGAUACAGAUAGAGAUACUGGACAUUAUGCGACAGAUUCUUGAGGUGGUCACUGAAACUUCUAAUUAA